CUCCGCUUCCCCUCCUUUUAAUCGGGAGACGCCGCGGAGAAGACAAGGGUUUGGUGAGGCCGCGAGGUUAGAAACCCCACCUCCUCCGCCCGCCGCCGCCGCCGCCGUCUCCCGCAUUCCGCCGCGUCGAUCGCUGCGGUUCGGCCGCGCUGCCCUCCUCGGCCAGAUCCCUUUUGUUCUCCCGCGCGCGCAUUGCAUCUCGUCUCGCGUUGUUUUUGAUCUGAUUCGUGGUGUGGUGUGGUAGGGUUGGGAAGGGGGUAGGGCAUGGAGUCGUCGGCGCCGUCCAAGGGCCCGCGCUACGCGCCGCCGGAUCCGACGCUGCCCAAGCCGUGGAGGGCGCUCAUCGACGGCAACACCGGCUACCUCUACUUCUGGAAUACGGAGACCAAGGUCGUCCAGUACGAGCGCCCAGCCGCGGCCGCGCCCCCCUCCUCGUCCUCCUUCGCGCAGCCUCCCAACCCCUACCCCGUGGAGAGGGCGAGGACCAGCGGACCUUCCGAGUCGCGCUCGGAAGCUGGGGUGAGCUACUCGCGCAAUGCACCUCCCGCUGAUGACAGGGCCCUGAAUGAUCAGUCGCAGGCACGCUCUGCAGCUGGAGUGAACCUUGUGCAAAAUGCACCGCCCACUUAUCAAGUUUCACAGGCAGCCAAUGGAAACCUCAUCUCACCAGAAGCAUAUCGUACCAAGCAUGAGAUUACUAUUGUCGGAAAUGAGGCUCCAGCGCCGUUCAUGACAUUUCAGUCUACAGGCUUCCCUUCAGAGAUUCUAAGGGAGGUUCAGCAAGCAGGAUUCUCUGCACCAACUCCUAUCCAAGCUCAGUCAUGGCCGAUUGCUAUUAAGGGUCGUGAUAUUGUAGCUGUGGCAAAGACAGGUUCUGGAAAAACACUGGGUUAUCUCCUUCCAGGGUUUCUUCUUCUGAAGCGCCUACAGCAUAAUUCAAGGGAAGGCCCUACAGUAUUAGUUUUGUCUCCAACAAGGGAAUUGGCAACACAAAUUCAAGAUGAGGCAAUCAAAUUUGGCAGAUCUUCAAGAAUAUCAUCUGUUUGCUUGUAUGGAGGUGCUCCAAAAGGCCCUCAGCUAAGAGAUUUAGAACGUGGUGCUGAUGUUGUUGUUGCAACUCCUGGAAGAUUGAAUGACAUUUUAGAAAUGAAUAGAGUGAGCCUGCGUCAAGUAUCAUAUCUUGUUCUUGAUGAAGCUGACCGUAUGCUUGAUAUGGGAUUUGAGCCACAAAUAAGAAAAAUUGUGAAACAAGUACCACAUAGACGGCAAACUCUUAUGUUCACUGCCACUUGGCCAAAAGAGGUUAGAAAAAUAGCCUCAGAUUUACUGUCAAACCCUGUUCAAGUAAACAUUGGGAACACUGAUCAGCUGGUUGCAAAUAAGUCUAUCACUCAGUAUGUGGAAGUUAUCCCACAUUCAGAGAAAUCAAGACGACUUGAUCAAAUCUUGCGUUCACAAGAGCAUGGGUCCAAAAUCAUUAUAUUUUGCUCCACAAAGAGGAUGUGUGAUCAGCUGGCACGGAAUCUAUCACGGCAGUACGGGACUGCUGCUAUUCAUGGUGAUAAAUCGCAGUCUGAGAGGGAUUCCGUGUUGAGUGAAUUUCGAAGCGGCAGGUGCCCAGUUCUUGUAGCCACUGAUGUUGCUGCUCGAGGCUUAGACAUAAAGGAUAUCAGAAUCGUGGUUAACUAUGAUUUUCCUUCGGGCGUGGAGGACUAUGUCCAUAGAAUUGGGAGAACAGGUAGGGCUGGUGCAACAGGCUCUGCCUAUACAUUCUUCGGUGACCAGGAUUCAAAGUAUGCUUCAGAUCUUGUAAAGAUUUUGGAGGGUGCAAACCAGUCUGUUCCGCCACAAUUAAAAGAUAUGGCUCUUCGUGGAGGGUAUGGUGGAAGGUCACGUCGCUGGGCAUCUUCUGAUGACUCUUAUGGUGGUCAGGGAUAUGUUUCGGGUUAUUCUAAAAGAUCAACUGAUAGCAGUCAGCCUGGGGGUGGUUCAAGCUUUCACUCGAGCUCCCAUAACAGCACCAGUGGCAAUCUGUUUGGUGAUACUCCGAGGUUUCAUUCCAGCUUUGGUAACAGCAGCCACAACAAUCAGACUGGUGACAAUCUGAGCUUUCCUCCCAGCUCCAGCAACAAUCAAUCCGGUGACAAUCUCAGCUUUCAUGAAAGGUUCUAUGGAUCAGGUGGUGGUAGGAAUCAAAGCAGCACAAACAAUGACGGUUUCCGUGCUAGGAGCAGGAGUCCUCCAAGCAAGGCUCUGGGAGUUUCCAACUGGUGAUUGCAUCUGCUAGGUGCAACCCAGUUUCAUGAUGGUGACAAAACAAAAUAGAUGAAGCUGGUUUCUAACCAAUUUAUAUUAUCUUUUAUGCCUGCCCAAAUCAAAGGAUGUCCUGGAACUUCACUAACCUAGGAUAUGAGUGUCGGUCUUCUGGUAUGCUUGCUGACUUGACGCCUGGGAGGCGUCUGAUACUUUAUGCCGGUGUUAGUCGUUUGUAAAACUGUGAAGCUUGACUUCCUUGCAAGCAUACCUUCUAGUGUUAUAAGGAAACGAACCGCUUGAGGCAUGCAUUUUGGACGAAACCAUGGACAAAUUAUCCACCUUUUUUAAUCUUAUGUAGAACCUAUGUCGACGAUUGUUGUAAAUGCUCUCGGCAUGGUUUCUAUAUCGAA
Messenger RNA from Phragmites australis (common reed), 2666 nucleotides. Its product is annotated as DEAD-box ATP-dependent RNA helicase 14-like. The transcript has 12 exons. NCBI's taxonomy places the organism in Eukaryota, Viridiplantae, Streptophyta, Magnoliopsida, Poales, Poaceae. Bases 265 to 2274 code for a protein of 669 amino acids. Gene Ontology annotation, molecular function: ATP binding; protein binding; RNA helicase activity. The record is from RefSeq and is a predicted model, not a curated record. Gene Ontology annotation, cellular component: nucleus; cytoplasm; ribonucleoprotein complex.